Molecule: messenger RNA, 4059 nt
Organism: Pelobates fuscus (common spadefoot toad)
Lineage: Eukaryota; Metazoa; Chordata; Amphibia; Anura; Pelobatidae
Gene: SLC17A7
Product: solute carrier family 17 member 7
Exons: 12
Coding region: 783-2513 (576 amino acids)
Biological process (GO): regulation of synapse structure or activity; neurotransmitter loading into synaptic vesicle; transmembrane transport
Cellular component (GO): synaptic vesicle membrane; excitatory synapse
Molecular function (GO): neurotransmitter transmembrane transporter activity; L-glutamate transmembrane transporter activity
Source: RefSeq, a predicted model, not a curated record
UCUCUCCAGCCCUCCCUCCCUCAGUGAAAAUCAGCUGGGACCUGCAGGAAAUGUCGUCUAAUCCACAUCCAAAUAUAGUAAUUUGAGUGGAUCUGUCCAUGGUGCUGAAGGUUGGACAGCAGACGGUAGGGGAGAUGGACAGAAGAUAGCUCAUCACAGAUCACAGGCUCCUAGCUUUACCCACACUUUACUCAUUAUGGGAGAUCUAUAGGUGAUUAAACGGUGAAGACAGAUUUUGGAAUAAACACCUUGAAAUUGAGAGCAGAUGACCUGGACUGAUGUUUUAGAAGCUGAAACGGAUGGAACCUUCAGAUGGAAUGUUGACAAAUCACUGAGUUUGUAAUAACCUCAGAUUGUCCUAGACUGAUAAUCAAAACCUAUCAUCUCCAGCCUACUGGUAUAUGCUGAUCUUCCACAUAGCAGUGACUGGAGAGAUUUUUUUCUCCUCUCUCUUUUUUCUAUGGCCAUCCCACGCAAGAAGGAGGGAUAAUAUCCUUUAGUGCAAAGUCCUAUCUCCCCCAUUAUCAAUCCUAUGGCUUCCCCCAUUACUACUUAAGCUGAUGUGUAGUGAUACCUGCCUCUCACAAGGCCAGACCUCAGCAACCGUAUUUUUAUUUAUUUUUUCUUUUAGUUAAAAAAAAAGACUUUAUAUAAUCCAACAUUCCUAUUGCUUCCUUAGUUAGACAGCACUUUCAAAUCUAGCACAAAAGUCGUAAUGAGAACUUUUUCAUUCCAAGCACAAAUCUGAUCUUUGGAAAUUUUCAAAGGAAGAACAUAAAAAAAUGGAGUUUAAAAAAGAAGAAUUCAAGAAAUUUGCGGGGAGUACCCUGGGCCACUUACACAGGAUAUUAGAGAAAAGGCAAGGAAAUGGAGAAACCAUUGAGCUCACCGAAGAUGGACGACCUGUUACCAAAGAUCAGAAACGCCAACCUAUGGUUGAUUGCACUUGUUUUGGACUCCCCCGUCGUUACAUCAUCGCUAUCAUGAGUGGUUUGGGUUUCUGUAUCUCAUUUGGCAUCAGAUGCAACCUUGGUGUGGCCAUUGUCAGCAUGGUGAACAACAACACAGUAUUUAAGGAGGGCAAGGAAGAGGUGGAGCCAGCAAAGUUCACUUGGAAUUCCGAAACAGUUGGCAUGAUACAUGGAUCGUUCUUUUGGGGUUAUAUUGUCACGCAGAUUCCGGGAGGAUACAUCUGUCAAAAAUUUGCAGCCAACAGAGUGUUUGGGUUUGCCAUUGUGGCUACCUCUACAUUGAACAUGCUGAUCCCGUCGGCUGCCAGAGUACACUUUGGCUGUGUAAUUUUUGUCAGGAUCCUACAAGGAUUAGUAGAGGGAGUUACGUAUCCUGCGUGCCAUGGGAUCUGGAGUAAAUGGGCCCCACCUCUCGAACGCAGCAGGCUUGCCACAACUGCCUUUUGCGGUUCUUAUGCAGGAGCUGUGGUGGCAAUGCCAUUAGCUGGGGUAUUGGUACAGUAUUCUGGGUGGAGCUCUGUGUUCUAUGUGUACGGGAGCUUUGGUCUAACAUGGUACAUGUUUUGGAUCCUUGUUUCUUACGAAAGCCCUGCAGAGCAUCCUACAAUAUCAGAGGAAGAAAAACAAUACAUCGAAGAGAGUAUUGGAGAAAGUACAACUUUCAUGAACCCAUUGGUGAAAUUCAAGGCUCCAUGGAGAAAGUUCUUCACCUCUAUGCCAGUGUAUGCCAUUAUCGUUGCAAAUUUUUGCCGUAGUUGGACUUUCUACCUUCUGCUCAUUAGCCAGCCUGCUUAUUUUGAAGAAGUCUUUGGAUUUGCAAUUAGCAAGGUUGGACUUCUGUCAGCUUUACCUCACUUGGUCAUGACUAUUAUAGUGCCCAUCGGAGGACAAAUCGCUGAUUUUCUACGUACCAAAAGGAUAAUGUCUACUACCAACGUGCGAAAAAUGAUGAACUGUGGUGGGUUUGGCAUGGAGGCAACACUUCUAUUAGUCGUAGGUUACUCCCAUAGCAGAGGAGUGGCCAUCUCCUUUCUUGUUCUGGCGGUGGGAUUUAGUGGCUUCGCUAUAUCAGGUUUUAAUGUUAAUCAUCUGGACAUUGCACCUCGCUAUGCUAGUAUUCUUAUGGGCAUUUCCAAUGGUGUGGGAACUUUAUCAGGAAUGGUCUGUCCCUUGAUUGUGGGAGCCAUGACGAAGCACAAGACUCGAGAAGAAUGGCAAUAUGUUUUCCUUAUCGCUUCCCUUGUUCACUAUGGUGGGGUUAUUUUCUAUGGAAUAUUUGCUUCAGGAGAGAAGCAGCCAUGGGCAGAACCAGAAGAAACUACGGAUGAAAAGUGUGGUUUCAUCCACGAAGAUGAACUGGCUGAAGAGAGUGAGGACCAGCCUCAGGUUCAUGGAGGGUACGGUAGCUAUGGUGCCACCAAGAGCACAAGCUUUGCCAAUGGUGGGUGGCCAGCAGAAUGGGAGAAGAAAGAAGAAUUUAUACAGGAUGAAGGGAAAGACCCCUAUUUAUAUGGGACAGCUGCUGAAAGGGACUUGUCUUGAACAUAAAAAACAAACAACAAAAUAUAUAAAUUUUAAAAUAGCAAUGUCUCAACUCCAACUUUGAGAUGAGCAUAAAAAAUAUGGAACGCGAGGUGACUGGUGUUGCCAAAUCUCCCACUUUGAAUCACAUGAUCACAGCAACUUCCUUUCAGUUAAUUAAAUACUGGUCAAUGUAUUAUAUGUUAGGGGAGUAUAGGCAGUGCCUUUUCAUGCUCCCAAGCCCUCUUACAAAUACCCCCCAAAAAUAUUUAUGGUGUCCAAGGGCCUUUUUUGUUUCUGGUAUCAGUGGUUUGCUUGUUACAUGUAUAGAUGCCACAUAUAUGUUCUAAAGUCCAUCACUUGUAUAAGUGUGUAAGCAAUAACAAAUAAAAAAGGUGCAUUUUAUCAUUGAUGGUGAACAUAUCCUGUUCACAUUUUCACUGGAAGCUCAAGAUUGUUUUUAAAACAAAGAAUAUAAUUUAGCAUUCCAGUUGAUCAAAUAAUUGUAAAAUGUGAAGGGUCUACUGACCACUUCAUAAAUGUCAGGUUGAUCCGCCCAUUCAUUUUUUUCUCAAGAGUGGUGCAGAAAAUAAUAAAAUAUGGAUUUACAGAUAGCAUAACUCCCUACCACCUUUCACACCGUGGUGAUAAAUAUGGUUCAACAACUUUUCAUAACGCUAUAUACUAUUGCAAGAGAGAAUGAGGCUUAAUGGCAUCCAACAUAUCAUACGGUGAUACUAUAACAUGUGUUCUUCCAUAGGAGAUGGUUGGAAUUUAUCUCCCAUUGUGGAGCGUGUUGUCGAUGUCUAGUUUUUUUGGAGUCAGUUUGUGAUUGGUGUAAUUGGUGAGAACUUUUAGUGUAUUGUUCAGCGAGUGAGAAAUUGAGUGAAUGAAGUCAUCGCAUGCAGCACUGUUCUUUGGACCAAUGGAGUUUCAAAAAUAUCACCAUCUUCUAAGUUUUCAUUACUUCUCCACCUAUUUUAAUGUCCAAGAAAACAGAGAAAAUUCAACAUGCCCCAUAGUCAGAGCCUGAUAAGUGCAUUACAGUUCCGUUUCCUUUGUGGCCUCAUUGUACAUUGCAGUAAACCUUGGUGUAGAGUGUGCCCCCAUCACAACAAUUGUUUCCAUUAUUAUUGAAUAUUGAGCAUUUAGAAUUUUAUGCCAAAGCCCUUUCUGGACUUUUCAAACCUUAUCCAAAGAAGAUAGCUGUGCAAAACUGUUAGUUUCUUCAGUUUUGGUGGAAGAAAUUUAACUCCAGCAUUGAAGGGGCUAUACUGUAUGUGUAUAGAGUGUUUGAGUGCAAUAUUGAUGAGUGGGUUUUUUUUUUUAGAAAUUUAUCACCUACUAUUCCGGUGGAUUUAGUUCUUCGGAUAUGGGUUGUAAGUUUGUGUUAUCUAAUUACCAGCCAAACCCAAGGCAUUCUAUACAUUUAGCUUAAAUAAAUGAAAAAAUCAGUACUGCGCAUGGAUAGGUUUUCUGAGAAGGGGAAUGGCAGUGGAGAUAUAAUGAAUGAAAUAUGGAGAUGUGCAGUAAUUGUACAUAAGAAUAAAGUAUAUUACAAUUCACA